Messenger RNA from Scomber scombrus (Atlantic mackerel), 1649 nucleotides. RefSeq names its product XIAP associated factor 1 (gene xaf1). Gene Ontology annotation, molecular function: zinc ion binding. The record is from RefSeq and is a predicted model, not a curated record. Lineage: Eukaryota; Metazoa; Chordata; Actinopteri; Scombriformes; Scombridae. The transcript has 7 exons. Bases 45 to 854 code for a protein of 269 amino acids.
CGUCCUCUGCUGUCAGUGGGUCAUUUUUAAAGACCUCUGUCAAAAUGGAUACGACGGAAGCAACACGCACCUGCGGCCAGUGCCACAAGGAAGUAGCAGAGGCCAACUUCGCUUUGCAUGAAACGCACUGCAGCCGCUUCUUAUGUGUCUGUCCUGACUGUGAAGAAGCAGUUCCCAGAGAUCAACUGGACCAACACAAAGAGGAGCAGCACACCGUGGUAAGAUGCUCCAAAUGCAACACGAAGAUGGAACGCUGUCAACUAAUGGAUCAUGAGUCCGAUGAGUGUGUGGAGCGCCUGCAGUCUUGUCAGUACUGUGAGCUGGACAUGCCCUGCAAGGACCUGGAUGAACACAGCAAGGCCUGUGGGAGUCGCACUGAGCGGUGCAAUGACUGCAACCGCUAUGUGACCCUGAAGGACCAGCCCAAGCACAGAUUGACCUGCUCAGCUGCUGACAAUGGCUCAGGUCCUCCUCAAACUACCAGCAGUACCCCUAACAAGACGAAAAUAACAGUGAACUGUAGCAGAUGUAUGGCUUCAUUCCCAGCUGAAGACAUAGAGGAACAUGAGCUGGAGUGCCUCCCAGUAUCCACGUGGUAUUAUGGAGAUGCUGAGCCAAAGGAGGAAGAGCACGAGGAUGAGGAUGAAGAUGAUUUCUCCAGGCAAGGGGCCACUCCUCAGCUAAGCGGCACCUAUAAGGCCACCUCUCUGUCAUUCAGACCCAACAAUGGGCCCCAGGUUAAUGGAGUUGAUCCAGACCAGAUCUCCACUUGCCCCUACUGUCAUCUGGCCCUGCCACUCAUUACACUACGCUGGCAUGAGGCGAAGUGCAAAGUUCACCUUUUCCUGAAAUGACGAAGCGCUCCUCAGGAUGGAUAAACUGCAUCAAAGACCUUUUGAUUCAUGUGUCAUAAACAAGAGAUGGAAGACAAGUAUUUGGGCUGUCCAUAUGUAACUUUAUUAGCCAACAUGAGAAAUGUUUGUUUACAUUAAGAGAAGGUAGUUCCAAAUAUAAUACUCAUUAUUUUAAUACCCUUGACACUCUUAAUAACAUAUAGUGUGUCACUCCUAUCACACUUCCUGUUUACAUGGUUGGCUGUUGUUAUUGGGCAGGGCCACAUAUGUGUCCUAGCAACCGAUUUACACAUUACUUAACUGGCUAGUAGUUAUUAAGAACGUAAGAAGUGAUGGAUUUAAGGAACAGCGGUGCAAUCAGCAAUCAGCUAUGUAAACAAUAAGACACUAGAGCAUCACUAGUGAUAUGGCUUUGUUUAGCUGAUAUUUGCAUACAUAGAGACACAUUGAUGUAGUUAGAGUGAGAGGGAAAUAUCUGCCUAACCUUUAUUUGAUCAUUUAGGUUUAUUGGCAUAAUGUUUCAUAAUUUGAGGUUGUUUUUGUGAAAUGUAAUUUGACAAAAGUUUUCACCAUUUGAUCAACUGUCAGGUCAGACAUGCCAACCAUAUUACAUAUUACUUCCUGGCUUUACUCAUUAAUCUAAAAAGGUCACGGAUUAGCAAACCAGUGUUAGUUUUGUCUGUUGGCUCAGUUCCACCUGGCAGAUAUUGAGAGUAAAUGUGUAGUAAAAGCUAUUCUCUAUGUAAGGACUAGUCUGUGUGAUGCGACCGUCUCCAGUUAGCACUCCAGUUAGCA